ACCUGUCGGUUAUAAGUAGUGAAGGAGAGAGAGGAGGUGGGCACUUUUUAUUAUCUAGCCAACGAGCCUGAGCUCCAUCCUGAGAGUGUUAGGGGAACUUCUGAAGAGCUUUAAGUGGACAAUCAAAGGGUAUCUUGCUGUGAGUUCUGUAUCAGAGGUCAUUCUAACAAAGUGCCAUGAACCAGCGGAGGCAGUGAAGAAGCAAUUGCAGCUGGCCAGAUGAUAAUCUAAAGAGGGUUUAGUAUCCAUACUAUGUGUUUAUUCUAGCAGCUACAUUUAUUAUAAUUACCCACUUUCUGGUCAGUAUCGCUUCCACUUAGCUGUCAUCCUCUUUAAGACACUUAGUCUUUUGUAGGAUCAGUAUACAGCACAUUCUAGCUACAUAAUAUUUCUUGAGUGAACUAUGUAGAACUAAUAUGACAUGCAGCUUAUUUUGUCAUUUUAUGGCAAAGUCUAAGAGUUGGAGUCUUACUGACUUUUUUAGUGUAAUAAAUGCUUUAUUGUCAUGUGAUUAUCUCACAGGGAGAAGAGAAAGUUUGGCAAAAUUUAAAUGCUAUUCUAGGUAUGGAGAAGAGUAGGGAAAAAGUAUGAUGGUUCCUCAAAACUUUGAAAAUAGAAUUGCCAUAAGAUCCAGCAAUUGUACGUGUGUGUGUAUAUGUAAAAGAAUUAAAAACAGAGACUCCAAAAGAUAAGUAUACACUUCAGUGGAAGCAACAUAAGUGGCCCAACAAAUGAAUAAAUAAACUGUGGCCCAUAUACAUAGGAGAGUAUUAUUUAGCAAUAAUAAGGAAGGAAAUUCUGACGCAUGAUACAACAUGGAUGAACCUUGAGGCUGUUAGAUGACGUGAAUUAAGCUACACAGAAAGGGACACAUACCAUGUGAUUAUACUUAUAACUAGCCUAAUCCACUCCAUAGGGACAGAAGCUGAAUGGUGGUUGCCAGGGAUAGGGUAUAGGGACUUGUUUAAUGAGCACACGAAUUUCUGUUUUGUAAUAUGAAAACAUAAUGAUAAAUACUACUGAAGUCUAUAUUUUAAGAAGUUAAAAUGGUAAGUUGUAUGUUUUUAUAUUUUACCACGAUUAAAAUGCUUAAAUAAGUAUGAAGAAAAGGCAAAUAACAAACACAUAAAAUGAAGAGCCAAGUGUUUUACACAUUAAAUUCUAUAGUUUUACAUGACCAAAUCUGAACUCCUUUCUUAGCCCUGAAACCCUGAAGUUCACCUUCAGAACCCCUGGGGAGAGCAGACCUUUGCUUGAUAAAUUUAGACCCAAGUCAAAUGUUGCUUCCCUUGUGAGCAGUCUAGGCCUGACUCCAUUUUGUUUUUGUGGUGCUGGGGAUGGAGCCUGGGGCUUCACUCUAGGAAAGCACUCUACCACUGAACUAUACCCCCAAGCUCCGUUUAGCCAUCUUUUUGACUAUCUGGACAACCUCCCUCCUGAUUUUUCCAGAAGCACUGUGCAAAGACUCUAGGAAGAAUAAACCUUGCUUGUUGAUGAGGAAACUUUCCAACCAGUGGGCCAGGACUCAAGUAUAUUGAGCAGCUUGCAACCUCAUCAUUGUAACGUGAUUGUUUGACUUUCCCAAGAUCUGAAGCAGACACUUCAGACACAAGUGUUCAACAAUUGAGGCUGUAAAGAUGUCUGACAAAACCAAGAUCGCUGCUAGAGCUUCCCUUAUUGAACAACUUGUGUCCCAAAGGAAUUUUGAGGAUCUUGGCAACCACCUUACUGAGCUAGAAAUGUUUUAUGUGACUAAGGCACAUCUCCAAGAGACAGAUGUGAUCAGAGCUGUGUACCGAGUCCUCAAAAACUGCCCCUCCGUGGCUUUGAAAAAGAAAGCCAAGUGUUUGCUUUCAAAGUGGAAAGCUCUUUAUGAGAAUACAUACUUUAAACCAAGGGACAGCCUUAAAUCAAUCCAUUCAGAUGGUAAUAAAGAAGAACAUGCAGGACUUUCUCAAGACCUGAGCCAGGAUAAGAUCUUAGAGCUCUGUAGUUCUAACUCUCUGCUACCAUCCCAAGCUGUUUUAAACCCCACUGAAAUAACUGUGCCUGAAAAUAGUGCUGCUCAAGUGGAAGCUAAGGAAGAACAGUUCAGAACUGGUGACCCUAAAUCCGCUGGCAAGAAAUCAAAUGGGUUUCAGGAUCCAACAAUGCCUAUGAGAACUAAAUGUGUAGAGCUCCUUUACACAGCGUUAAGUGGUUCUUCCACAGAUCAGCCCAAAGAUGAUGCGUGGCAAAAUUUUGCAAGAGAAAUUGAAGAGCAUAUUUUUGCCCUCUAUUCAAAGAACAUCAGAAAAUACAAAACCUGUGUCAGAAGCAAAGUUGCCAAUUUGAAGAACCCCAAAAAUGCUCACUUACAACAAAACUUGCUCUCUGGAACCAUGUCUGCAAAACAGUUUGCUGAAAUGACUGUCAUGGAGAUGGCAAACCAGGAACUGAAACAGCUCAGAGCUUCCUACACGAAAUCCUGUAUCCAGGAUCAUUACCUUCCCCAAGUGAUUGAUGGCACACAGACAAAUAAAAUAAAAUGUAAACGCUGUGAGAACUACAACUGCAAGGUGACUGUAAUUGCCAGAGGAACACUUUUCCUUCCAAGCUGGGUGCGGAAUUCGAAUCCAGAUGAACAGAUGAUGACUUACGUUAUUUGUAAUGAAUGUGGGGAGCAAUGGUACCAUAGCAAGUGGGUGUGCUUGUGAUUAUAAAUGAAUAUUUCCUUAAUAUAUACCCUCAGGCAACAUGUGAUACACACACACACACACACACACAUCCCUUUGUGCUUGUUUUUUAAGAUCUUUUAUCUGCCAUUCUUGAAACAAACUUAAGAUUGUUUGCCACAGUAGAUACCACCAACGUUAAAAGUGAUCA
Molecule: messenger RNA, 2865 nt
Organism: Perognathus longimembris pacificus (Pacific pocket mouse)
Lineage: Eukaryota; Metazoa; Chordata; Mammalia; Rodentia; Heteromyidae
Gene: Tceanc
Product: transcription elongation factor A N-terminal and central domain containing
Exons: 2
Coding region: 1638-2696 (352 amino acids)
Biological process (GO): DNA-templated transcription
Cellular component (GO): nucleus
Source: RefSeq, a predicted model, not a curated record